CAUUGUAUUGAGCAAAGUAACAGUACUUAAAUAAAACUACAUGUUCCCGAAUUACCAACUACAUUUCCCAUAGUGCAUCUCUCGCGGUGCUGUGAGUCUUGAGUUGAUUUUUGACCCAAGACAGGUCAACUUACACUGAUUUGGAUAAAGAGCGUUUAAGACACUGAUGGAAACUCUAUAAAUUGUGCUGCAGGGAUCAUGCAGUGAAUCGCUCCUGGCACUGACUGGCACUACAGGACACUGCCGGGUUUCUCUUGUGCCUGAUGCCAGGAUGGCGGCAGAUGUCCACAAUAAGGGUGUAUCCUGGGAGAUUAAAAAUGGCAACUUGGCGCCAUCAGAUAGACUCCGGCAGGACCGAUCAGACAGUCCGACCCCCGGCCUGGUAGAGGGGACCGAGCCAGGUGCCGGACAGGAGGCCGCCAUGUUCGUUCACGCCCAGUCUUUUGAGGACCUGACUGCUGACAGUGAGUCUAACACUGAUGACAAAUCUGCAGAGGUGGGCGACUCUAAUCUAGAGAACGCUCAAAAAGCGGCUCUGGAAGGAGGUGAGGAGGAGGUGCAGGAGGAAAGCUUAGAGGCUGAACAGGAGGAGGUAGGCAAAGAGGAGGUGCAGAGCAGCAACAAGGCAAAAGAGGAGGAUGUGACCAGCGAAACGUGGCGGAGUCACAGGAAGCAUGUGUUUGUCUUGAGUGAGGCAGGGAAACCCAUCUACACACGCUAUGGCACAGAGGAGGCGCUCUCCAGCAUCAUGGGAGUCAUGAUGUUACUCAUGUCAUUUGUAGAAGAUAAGAAGAACAUCAUACGCUCCAUCCAUGCAGAUGGCUACAGGGUGGUAUUCCUGCGGAAGAGCCCUCUCAUCCUGGUGGGCGUCUUUCGUACGAGCUGCUCUGACCGGGAAUUGACACGAGAGCUUCAUUAUGUCUACUAUCAGAUCGUUAGCCUGCUCACUCUCACUCAGCUGAACCACGUCUUCCAGAACCGGCAGAGCUACGACCUGCGGCGCCUGCUGGCCGGCUCAGAGCACCUCACCGACAGCCUGCUGCGGCUCCUGGACCGAGAUCCGGGGCUGCUGCUGAGUGCCGUGAUGUGCCUGCCUUUGGCCAGCUCGGCCCGUGACGUGGUCUCCUCCAGCUUGCAGGCUGCUAAAGCCAAGAACCUGGUAUUCUCCAUCCUGCUAGCAGGAAACAGGCUGGUGACGCUGGUGCGCAAAAAGGACCAGUUCCUGCACCACAUGGACCUGCACUUGCUCUUCAACUUGGUCGUUUCUUCGUCCUCCUUCCGCGAAGGCGAAGGGUGGACGCCCAUAUGUCUGCCCAAGUUUAACCCGGCUGGAUUUUUCCACGCACAUAUUUCUUACCUGGAACCAGCCUCUGAUCUGUGUCUGAUCCUGGUAUCCACCGAUCGAGAGGAUUUCUUUAACCUCUCCGACUGCAAGAAGCGGUUUCUGGAGCGUUUGCGCAGACGCAGUGCAUAUCAAUCCCUGCAGGAAGCACUGAACACGCCAAGUUAUCCCGUCUCACAGGUCGGCAUACCUGAGCUGCGACACUUUGUGUACAAAUCUAAAAGCUCUGGGCUCUAUACAAGCCCUGACCUUCCUGCACCAUACCAGGAAGAAGAGGAGCACGAAAGGCUGAUGGGAUUGUACCAGCACCUGCACAGCUGCCUGCAUAACCCCACACGUCCCCUACGCUACAUUUACCGCUGUGCAGAGACUGAAAACCUUUAUGCCUUGGUAACAAGUGGUUUCGAGCUCUACCUCUGCUUCAGUCCUUUGGGAACAAAGGGACUCGCUGUAUCUGCUGUCAACAAACUCCUGAAGUGGAUCAGGAAGGAGGAGGAUCGUCUGUUCAUACUCAGUCCUUUAACAUACUGAGCCAGUUCAGGCAGUCCUAAACACCUGAAACAAUACAACACUAGUGAACGUCUGACCUCAGACUGCUGGAAGAGCAGCAUCUGUGACCCUAUGUGAUUGCAUGAAUAUGCGAAAGGAUGCUGUCAGAUAUUAAGGGCUUGAUUGUUAUUUUGAGGAAGGUUUGAAACUGAGUAUAAGGUGUGGAAAACUGUUGGGAAAGUAUACUAUAUUUACAAAUAAUUGCUUUUAAAUGUGGCCCUGUAAGCAGCACUAAACACUGAAGGCAGUAGAUUAGAACUACGCAAUCUAAUAAAUGCUUACAAUGUCUGUACGCUGCUGGAAACUGAACAUCUAGGCCUUCGCUUUUUAAAUAUAUAAUAGACCUGUCACUGUUUCAACCUAACAUCUAUAGUUUUAAAUGAGCCAAGUUAAGUAUUACUGAUUGCAUUAAUAGAUUAUUGAGCUGUGGCCUUCAUAUUUCUUUAUUUUCAUUAGAAGAUAAAAAACUCUGAUAAACAUUCAGUUUAUGUUUUCAGUUAGGUGUGAUGUGAUGGGACUGAAAGUAUAGCUGACCAAACUGACUAGCGUUUCUUUUUAGAGACGUGACUGACUAGGUGCAAACAUUGCAAAAACCCGAAGCACGGCUUGAUGUAAAGAGGAAUCCACUAGUGAAUUGCUCGGUGUAAAGAUCUCUCUGUCAUAGUGUCAAAAGUUUCAACGACUGACCAUGUGUUGCUACUGAGUGCCUCUUCAAAUCUAUUACUAAGGACCAGUUUCUUUUAUGUUUCAUAGUUGCACUUGAUUGUUAAUUUGUUACUAAUGCUUUCAUUUGAAUGAAUAAGUGACACUGUGUGUCAGGAGGGCUUCUAAUACACUGUGGUCUUUUUAUUCCAGUCCUAUGGGAAAUUGUGGGAUAACUGAUGUAGAUGAUAAUAAAUGCCAGAGGAAAGUAAUUUGUAUAUCUGGUGUUUCAAAAAUAUUUGUGGUGGUGGCAGCGCUCUUGCUUUGUUUAUUUUCUGUCUAACGCAAUUUUGACACAUGCAUCAAGAUGAAAUCAAUCUUAAGAAAUUAAAUGCAUUUACUGAAGACAUA
Molecule: messenger RNA, 2944 nt
Organism: Megalobrama amblycephala (Wuchang bream)
Lineage: Eukaryota; Metazoa; Chordata; Actinopteri; Cypriniformes; Xenocyprididae
Gene: mon1a
Product: MON1 secretory trafficking family member A
Exons: 6
Coding region: 272-1873 (533 amino acids)
Biological process (GO): protein targeting to vacuole; vesicle-mediated transport
Source: RefSeq, a predicted model, not a curated record